Molecule: messenger RNA, 5031 nt
Organism: Exophiala dermatitidis NIH/UT8656
Lineage: Eukaryota; Fungi; Ascomycota; Eurotiomycetes; Chaetothyriales; Herpotrichiellaceae
Exons: 5
Coding region: 3709-4905 (398 amino acids)
Source: RefSeq, a predicted model, not a curated record
CUGGACGAUUGCCCUUCUCUUUUCUUGAUCAUCCUUGUGAAGUUAUGGCAUAGUAUGCGUCGUCUUCUACAAUAGUAAGUCCCUGUAGUCGCAGUCAUGAUUCUUGAUACUGUAGCAAUUUAUUUUCUACAGUAUGGUCUAUAUACUUUUAUGCAGCAGCCAGAGUAUGUGCAGUAUCCUUGUGGAAACCACCACACCCCUCACAAACAGUUGUCACCGAAAAAAUACUGUGCUUCGGGUUAUGUCCAACAGAUACGCCAGAGCUUCAUAUGGUCUUUCUGACAUAGGCGACGGGUCCAACAUAGUGGUGCCUUGCUUGCAAAACGAAGUAAAUGGCCGCCAACACCAACACACCGCCAUACACUGCAAUAGCCCAGUUCAUCCCGAUCGGCUCCGGGUUCGGCAUCGAUGGGAAGAACACAAAGAUAUAGACGAUGAAGCAGAAGAGCAGAGAGGCAAUAUUGAUGGGGAGACCGAACUUGCCCAGCGAAAAUUUGGACGGAAGUAACGGAUGCCCACGGAUGCGUUUCCAGGUGAUCGUGCCGAUGGAAACCAUGUAAGAUGUGAGGAGAGCGACUGUCCCAAUUGACAUGAUGAUGUUGAAUGCAACUGCGGAGCCGAUGUAGAUGCAGUGGAACACACACGCCCAGACGACGGAGACGAUAAGCGCGUUUACCGGGACAUCGUACCCAGGUGGAACCCGGGCAAUCAAGUGAUGGUAGGGGACUCCUUUGUCACGAGCAAAAGAAAACAUCUGUCGGGAUGAGCCAGCCAUCGUGGUCAGGUUGGAGCAGAUGUUGAGGAUGAUGAUGAUGAUGGUCAAGCCCGUCGCUCCACCUGCAGAUCCUGUGGCGGUGUAAAAGACCUGUAUGAUGGGGUAUCCGGUUGCUGAGGCGAUGUCCUCAUCAAGGUCACCGAGGGUGUAUAGGAAUGUUCUGCUGAUUGUUAACACGACCGGGUUGGGAACGUGGGAAGGAAGAAUACUCACACUAGCAUUACGAAGCCAAGGGCACCGUUGACGAUGAUUGUACCGAUCAUGGCCCGGGGCAACAUUUUGGACGAGUUUUUCAACUCCUCGGCCAUGUGUGCGGCAGCAUCGCCACCGACCAGGGAACCAGCAGAGGUAAUCAGACCGAUCAAGCAGGCAAGUCCCACUAUGGAAAGUUAACAUCGACAGACGCAGAGGGGAAUGACCAGAUCAAAGGCUUACCACUUCCCCAGUCAUUGAGGUCUGUGAAUGAAGUCCAUACUUCUGAACUCGAAGUCCGCGGAGCCAUCACCCAGAGCGGGACCAUGAUGGCCACAAACCCAGCGAUAUGAAGGACCAAAAUCAUACCCUCGACCAGAGGCAAAUGCUUGGCCAGAAAGAUAUUGAAGAAGGCCACACAGAUGGUGAUGAGCAUUGCGAUCAAUGUCCCAUGCCAUCUCUGAGGCACAUAUGAAUUCGGGUUGUUCAAAAUUAUGAGACCCUGGAUCAGGGUGCCAGAGACAUAUGCGCCGAUGGUCGUACCUGUCUGGUAGCCGAGGAUACCCAGCCAACCGAUGAAGUAUGACAGGACCUUCUGCACAUUGGGAGGUGCGAAUUCAGACACCCAGUGGUAUUGGCCGCCUGAAACAAAAUCAGUGUCAGGUUAUCAGCUGUCGACUCAGAGGCAGAUCUUACCUGAAGUCGGUGCCAUUGAGGCCAUCUCCCCCAUCGAGACUCCAACCAGAAGAAAACCAAUCCAUCCGGCGACGAAGGUCCAAAUCAGCCCUCCGGGACCGCCGUUUCCCAACCCGAAUGCCACGGUUGUCAAAAUCGUCUCCCAGGUGUUCAUGAUAAUGAGGGCGAAUCCGAGAAUCGACACAAAGCUGAAGUUGCGCUGUGGAGGGCUUAGCCAGGUGUCCCUUUGCCCCAAAAACAUCACAAUUGACUGACCUUGAAGACCUGCUCCUUGCCGAGGCGUGCCAUGGCUUUCCUGUCGGCCAAGGUGCCAAUCCUGUCAUCGACGACGACAUCAUCCUCCUGGUCGUCGCGGAAGUCGACGGCGUAAUCGGCUGAUUUGUCCAUGGCUGACAUGUUGAUGGCUGCUGCAAGGCUGCUGCAAGGCUGCUACAAACUUGACAGGAUCUCACAAGGAGUGAGGGAAGAGAAAGAACAAUAUAGGCUCGGGGAACAACAGAAAAAGAGAAAGAAAAGAAAGGGGGCGUUCUUGCUCGGGAGUUGGUGGAGUCGGCAGUCAAAAACGUGGCCCGGUCCAGAAACACCAAGCUCCAAAGAACUCCUAGCGAGCCCCGACCUGCCCUGCAGAGGACCAGAGGUCGCCUGUUGUCUGUAGAGGCAGGGAUCAGCCCACGAGGUCUUUACGCGAUGCCACUGGUACCUUCGUUGGGAAAGAGUACAGUAGCGGUUUAUUCCUGCUUGAACUAAGAGGCUCCCUUUCACUGGAGCACUUAUCCACCUACUGGCAAAAAACAGCAGCAACAAAGGGUUGGUCAACCAAAGUCUACCUCUACCAGACCUCGAGGGCGGUAAGUGCUGACUCUCGACUUGGUAACUCCACUUGGGGGCACAGUCUCGACAGGAUUGUUCGACCUGUCCUGGGCGCGAACAGUGGCUAGCAGAGUCGGUCGUCAACCUAACCGAAAGGAGACGAAAUGUAACAUGGACCAUGUGGUGAGAGAAACACUUUCCUACAGCCGAUGUGACUUGAGUCGGUGGCUAAACCGAAGUGGUAUCGUUGACCUGCAUGAUCCUUGCCAGCUUCACAUGGGAUGCACCUGUUUGCUUCCGUGUCGAGAAAGUUAUAUGGACUGGAAGCGACCUGUGGGAACCCCACAAGAUUGCUGAUCAUUUCUUUGGGGCGAAUGAUUCUGCCAGCCGAGGGGAACGGUUCCUUCGGCGGGUACAAUGUUGUAGGGUCUGGCUUCGUGAAAGGGCCAAUCAUCCACCGGAGGCAACAUAGCGUGGAGAAUACCCAGGCGCUAUGUUCGAGCCCAGAGGCGUUGCUGGUAAAUGGCCUGAAGGAACAUGAUUCAUCUGUCUGGCGACAGCGCUGAGAGACUCCGUUGAUGUGCUCGGACCGGCGGCAAACUAGGCAGUGAAGGCUUUGACUGACAUGUCUAGGGCUCGGAACGUUCCUGAUCGUCUCACCCGAUAUGUUUCUUUUGCGCCGCGAGUGCGUCGCGGAAACAGGGGAAGUGGAUCCGCAAAGUGUCAACAACUUUUAGUGCCAACACUAAAGGCUUGCCUUAGAGAAAGUCCAGACAUCCUCGGGCGGCCUCUUCCAACGCGGGCUCAUGCUUGGCUCAUGCUUGUGAGAAGGGGGCUUGCCCUUGUCGCAAAUCUCGGUUUAGGAAGAGGGGCCAGGCGCAGGAUUGCCCGGGUGGCUCUGUGGCCUGAUGCUGGCAAAGCUCCCAGAAACGGAAUUAGGACCAUAGAACCACGAUCACCAUCGUGGCAUCGGGGACGCAGUCGCAAUCACGCUCUAUCCACCAGGCACACACCCUCGUCGGGCGGUUCGUUCUCCUGCGCCGUGCCCAUGUUCGCAUUGGGUACCCCUGCCACCUCCAGGCUCGGCAGGGUUAAUGUUGCGAUCGUAGCUGACGGUAAGUGAGGACUUAAAGGUUAUCUUCGUCCAAGGUUCGAUCUACUCUCGGGUUACAAGUACAGAUGCCGCACGUCAAGGCUACACUCUACUUGCAACCAUACACCUCAAAAUCAGAGCCAUGGCAGACGCACCGCCCAGCAAACCGCCUGUCUACGGGCCGCGUCUCUAUGAGCUGACCGAAAAUGACAAUCGUGGGAUCGUCUUGACAAUGGCGAUAUUGUUUAUGGUGUACAGCUUCAUGGUGCUUGGGAUGCGCCUGGCUGCCAAGUACAAAAGUAUGGGUGUGGAGGAUUGGAUGUCCAUUGUUGCAACCGGCUUCGCCGUGCCACAGUUUAUAACUGUCAUUGUGGCCACAGUCGAUGCCGGCUUCGGGGAGACCUAUUCGCUCAUUCCUCCUGACAAUGCUGGCAUGGUCGCACGGUGUAUUCGUGCGAGUGACGUCUUGUUCUUGCUGUCGCUCUGUAUCAGCAAGGUUUCGGUCAUUUGGUUUGCCCGGCGUCUGUUCGCUUCCGGACAGCAUAGCAGACAUCUCGCCUGCGAAGUGACGAUGGGAGCGAGUGCAUUAUGGUGUCUCGGAUCCAUUUUGGGAGUUACGGUGGGAUGUGAUGCUAGGGAAGUGAUACACAUUAACGGCAAGACGUGCUCAAGCCUGGUUUCUCGAUGGGCUGCUGUCGGAGUUAUCGAUGCGCUGCUCGAGGUAGUGAUGACAUCGCUUGGUGUGAUGGUGAUUGUCCCUCUACAAAUGAGUUGGAAAAGAAAGCUGCAGGCGAUGACCUGUUUUACACUGCGACUCCCAAUCAUUGUGCUUAUCGCGAUGAACAUCAAGUACGUUGCCAACUUCAACCACGCGUCGAAUGCCGGGAUUGCUCUUAUAUCUCCCGUACUCUUCCGCCAGUCGGAGCUAUUCUACUCUCUUUUGAGUGCGGCUAUCCCGUCUCUCAAUCAAUACCUACGCAAGUUCGACACCAGGAAUGCCGCACAGUUUGGUUAUACUCCGGACCAAUAUGCGUACAGUGGACAGGCCUAUCAGCUUGAAUCCAUGUCGAGAAGCAAGAAUCUCACUACGACGAGCAAUGGAAUGGGAGGGGACAACGGCCCUGGCAAGGCGGACGAGGUCUUGGGCGUCAGUACUGGUUUCAACUUUAGCAAUGUGGGAUAUUCGAGAUAUCAGACGCGGGUUGAAGGGCCAGCCAACGGCAAGAGCCACGAUGGCACCUCCAAUGACUCGCAGGAGGCCGAGUCGAUCGGAAGGUCCAAUAGCGAAGAGCAUAUCAUUCGCAAGGACGUUGUGUACGAGGUACGAAGGGAGGAUUGAGAUGGGGUAGAGGAUACGGAUACGAUUGAACCUCAGGAGCUUGUAGACUAGAGCUGUAUAAUGAAAAGAGAUAUCACGACUUUGACCUCCUCUAGUCGGCAAGAUGAGCCCGACACAGGCAGUCCC